Molecule: messenger RNA, 4179 nt
Organism: Neolamprologus brichardi
Lineage: Eukaryota; Metazoa; Chordata; Actinopteri; Cichliformes; Cichlidae
Source: RefSeq, a predicted model, not a curated record
UUAAUUCACGUCCAAACUGCACUUGCGCUUUUUGUUGUUUGACGCAUCAGCAUAGAGAGAAGGCGUGAUCGGACUCUCGGGGAUGAACACGAAGAGUUUGUAUUCAGUGUGUAAAUAGACCCGCCUCCGUACGAAAAUAACCGCGGCGAACUGAACAGGAAACGUGUGCGCUUCACCUUCUGCUGCUCACCGAUGCAUGAAUUGACAACAGGUUCCCCAAAUCCACAUCUACACCGCAAUUCGCCGUCCACGUCCCUGCCGCUUCGUGUGAACUCAGAGGAGUAGUUAGGAAAAAAAUAGACAGAUGACCUCCUUUUACGACGAAAAAGAUUUGGUGGAAGAGCUCAGUCGAGUCAGCUGCCCCGAUGAGGAUUUGCCGUUUGAGUACCUGUUUGAAUAUGAGCCGCCGUGCAGUGACUUUGCAGGGGGGCACCAAGAUGACUCCAACCUUGGACCCCCAAAAGUCCUCAGUCCUGAAUCUGAGCAGGCUUACCCCUUGGAGGAGACCUCACCCUAUGGUAUCAAGUCGUGCAGCCCCGCCUACAGUGAGCACACCGAAGUUCUCACAGGAUACGAGAACCAGGAAGCCAGAAACUACCUGGACAGUACCCGACCUGCAGCCUUGAGCCCUCGCAUUGAAAUCACCCCCUCACGUGAGCACUACAGUCAUGGUCGGGACUCUCUGCAGAACCACCAUCUAAACAUUAGCCCCAGACCUACCCUUACUGUCCCGGGCCAUGAAAACCUUGCCUACCGUGAGCCCCAGUGCCUGAGUCCUGCCAGCAGCAAUUCCUCCACCAGCUGGCACUCUGAGAACUAUUCUCCCUGGGCGUCACCUUGCGUCUCCCCAAGCAGUGCGCAGAACCCUGGAGAUCUCUGCCCUCGAUUGCAGAACAUCCACACUGGCUCCCCUCGCACCUCCCCGGGCACCUCUCCUCACACCAGCCUAGGUGACGACGGCCUCGGACCCCGUUCUCCCUCACCGAGACCAGGCUCUCGCUCCACCUCCCCACAGGGAAAACGCACCUACGACAUGUACAGAAACCCAGGAUUAAUCCCUGGGCACCGGUCCCGCAGUCCUUCCCCCAAUAACGGCCAUGAAGAUCACAACAUAGGCGCCCACUAUACACACACCAGCCUUACUGAUGCCAUGAAUGGUUUUGGCGCCAAUCAUCCAAACCUGGUUCCCACUAAAAUAGUGAAGACAUCCAACCAGGUUUACACUCUGUAUCCAGAGAAUCAUGGCGAUGGGAACUACAUGGUGUCCUGUGAUCAGGACAUAAAGACCAAACCUGCUGCAGAGCCUUUCUUUGUUAUUCCUUCAGUCUGGCCCAAGCCUUUGGUUUCCAGCCUCUGCAGCAUCCCUGUGGCUUCUCUCCCACCGCUGGAAUGGCCGAUUCCUCGUCGCACCGACCAGUAUGAACUGCACAUUGAUGUGCAGCCUAAACCACAUCACAGAGCUCACUAUGAAACAGAAGGAAGCAGGGGUGCAGUCAAAGCCCCCACGGGAGGACAUCCUGUUGUGCAGUUACACGGCUAUAGAGGCAAGGAGCCUCUUGGCCUGCAGAUUUUUAUCGGUACAGCUGAUGAGCGCAUCCUCAAGCCUCAUGCCUUUUACCAAGUCCACCGCAUCACUGGCAAAACGGUUACGACCACCAGCUUCGAAAAGAUCAUCAACGGCACCAAAGUCCUCGAGAUCCCGCUGGAGCCAAAGAACAACAUGAAAGCAAUCAUCGACUGCGCUGGGAUCCUGAAGCUCAGGAACGCCGACAUCGAGCUGAGGAAGGGCGAGACGGACGUCGGUCGGAAAAACACCAGAGUCCGACUUGUGUUUCGCGUGCACAUACCUCAGCCCGGAGGACAGCACGUCUCUCUCCAGGUGGCCUCACAUCCCAUUGAGUGCUCUCAGCGUUCAGCUCACGAGCUUCCCAUGGUUGAGAAGCAGGACAUGGACAGCUGCUCUGUUCUGGGUGGCCAGCAGAUGAUCCUGACUGGGCAGAACUUCAGCUCCGAUUCCAAGGUCAUUUUUAUGGAGAAAACACAGGUCUCUGGCAUGGCUCCCUGCCAGCGCCUCAGCUCCAGCCUUCCAAACCAGGAUGCACGUUUCCAGCAGCAGAGCCCGGCCAUCGUGUACUCACGUGGAGGCAAGAGUCUGAGUGGCAGCCCUGCUAUGUGGCAGACCGGAGGGAUGAUGCCUGACCCCCACAGAUCUGUCCUGGUCCACACGGGCUCCCCGGCUCAGUCUGUGGGGCCAAUCAAUGCAGGUCAACACCCCUCUAUCAUCCAGUUCUCUCCCACCAACCACCACCUGAUCCGAGCAGGUGAACCUCAACCCCUUACUGGGCCUCAACCUGACAACCAGCCGAUCAUAUACUGCGAUAGCUAUUCCCCACAGGCAGCUGCCACCCAUUCGCCCACACCCCCCCAGGUCGCAGUAACCCACCCGCAGCACUACCCCACCGUGAUUCAGCAGCAGAAAGGCAGAACUCCAGCUGGGACGGGGCAGGUGGACGCUUCGGGAGACGGACAGAGACGAGUGACUGUCAAGGAAGAGAAUUUGGACCAGGCCUACCUAGAUGAUGUGAAUGAAAUCAUAAGAAAGGAUCUGACGGGUGUUCAGGCCAGAGGUCAGACAUAGAGGAGGGACUCCAGCAGGAAAUGACAACAUACCCUUACCCCCCCACCCCGCCGACAAACAAACAGACAGACAUUAACGGGCAGUCCAUCGAGGUGACGCAUUUCCACUACCAAUCAGACCGUCUCUUCCUUAUUUUUGCUACCCAUGGUGAUAGAAAUAUGGCUGCUGUGUUUGUUUUGGAUGUUUUCCUGCCAUAAACAUUUGGCAAACAGAAGAUUUCAUUUGACCCGUAAUGUCUGCCAUCAACACCCGACAGGUUUCCAACAGAUAACACCACUGAGGAAAGGCAGAAAAUUGUGCCUUACGUUGUUCAUGAUGUUUUUCAGGUGGAAACACUGUUUAUAACCAAAGAGAAAAAACAUAAAAUGUUGAAGUCCACAAACAGCAUAGCCAUAAUGUCCAGACAAUAAAGCCGCACCGGUUUGCCUUAUCAUAAAAGACGACAUCAACAGGUUAAUGUCGCGAUGUAAAGUCAUCACACGUACAACGUUCUUUGUUUUUUGGUCAUUUUUUUUCAACCUUUGUGCACAAAGUGCGUGUUUUUGUCUUUUUGUAUGUAUUUUUUUUUACAUGUAAAGAUUGACCAAAGCUUACGUGUUGAUCAUCUCAUUUUAAGUGCAGUUUUCUUGUGAAGCGCACACUGCUGCCUUAAGCAUAUACAAAUGAACUAUUGUGACAUCUCCUAAUAUGCACUGUUUUUCAGAAUGGGAUUUCAAUGUUUAUUAUUAUUAUUUUUAUAUAUUAUUUGUGAAUAAUGCACCGUUUCCUAUUCAUAUAGUAUAUAUUCAAUUAUAUCCAGGUGCCAAGAUAGCUUUAUGGGGACGUGUGCUUCAUUUUUAAAUGAUUUCCAUGCACAAUAGUUGAGGUUUUAUUUCCCAAUAUUGCAGCUAACAAUCUAACUUAAGUCUCACUCAUGCAAACUGAAGUGAGAUCAUUUGAUUUAAUUUGAUAUUUUGUUCUUUUUAAAAAAAAAUCGUAAUAACAACUCAGCAACAAAAUGUCCAAAGUUUAAACUGUGUAUUGUUUUGUGAAUAGCUGCAUUUUGAAUUUAUCCAUAAUGGCCAUCAUUAUGCUUGGAGCUAAUUGCCUGUCUAUUCAGAACUAUUGUGCUUGCAGAUGCAAAGAGCAUAGAAAUUAUUUUCUGUAUUUGCCGUAAAACAUAAGCACAAAAUAGUUAUACAGUCAGGAUUACCGAUGUGCUCGUAUAUCUCGCCUUAAAUAGAAAAGCACAAGUUUAAGUGUAAUUCUGAGUGAACAGUAGUACAUUAAAUACCAAGUGCCAGUUAUGUAACUCUAAAGCAGUAAAAAUACAUUAAAGUAAAAUGUAGGCCUGAGUCGCAAGAGUUAGCACUUGAUGUGGACCUAUUUGAUAGAAAAUAACUAUAUUUUGUUAUAUUCGUAAAGCUAAUAUUGAUCAUUUAAGGAUAUUUCUCAUUGAGCCAGUGCAGUACAAGUGCAUCUGACAUUUCUUGAAUGUAAUUUGUAUGAAACACCUUUUUCCCCUUUUGUGUAAAUAGUAAAUAAAGCGUUAAGAGAAGUCA